AUGUCUGUACAAUCUUCUGAUUCAUUACAAUCUCAAGAUAUCUCAAAUACAAGCUUAUCUACUGUAGAUACUUCUCGUCCAAGAAAAAAAAAACGUCAUACUGCUAAAAGUAUAGUUCGACGUAGUUAUGUUCAUUAUUUUUUUAAAGAAGGAACUAUACCAAAGAGCGUUCAAUAUAAAGUCUGUAUAGCGAACUCAGAAGAAGCUCAUGAUUAUAUUUCACAUGACAGUACUACUAACCUGUGCAAUUAUUUAAAAGAACAUGAAAUUUAUGAUUAUAACUAUAAAAAUUUUCUUGAUACAAAUAAUGAA
Molecule: messenger RNA, 312 nt
Organism: Cetraspora pellucida
Lineage: Eukaryota; Fungi; Glomeromycota; Glomeromycetes; Diversisporales; Gigasporaceae
Source: the annotation of a GenBank genome assembly